AUGGGCUCUUCAUGUCAACAGAUCUUUCUUAACAUCAUUAAUCAGGUUUUUACGACAGGUCCUAUCCCAGAUGACUGGAAAACCCAUAUUAUUAUACCCAUUUUAAAGCCUGGAAAAGACCCCUCUUCAGCAUUAAAUUACCGCCCUAUUGCUAUCUCAUCAACCUUAUCUAAAGUCAUGGAACAUCUCGUAAAGAAUCGACUGGAGUGGAUAUUAGAAAACAGGGGCAUUCUGUCAAGGACUCAAUUUGGUUUUAGAAAAGGUUUUAGCACAAUGGAUAGCCUUAGUAUCUUAGUAUCAGACAUAAGACUUGCUUUUUCUAACAAUGAGUAUCUUGUAGGCGUCUUUGUGGAUGUUCGUUCGGCCUACGAUGAUGUUAUUCUUCCGCUGCUCAGGCAGAAAAUGCAACAGCUGAACAUCCCGGAGAGAAUCACAAAUUUCGUGUCAAACCUGCUUUCGCAGAGGCGCAUAUUAGUUCGCUCUGAAGGCAAGCUCACAUCACCUAGACCUGUCUGGAAGGGAUUACCUCAAGGCUCAGUUCUGAGCCCCUUGUUAUACAGCCUUUAUACAUAUGAACUUGAUAGAUCUGUAAACUACUUAGCUAAUGUCCUACAUAAUGCUGAUGACUUAGUCUUAUAUGCAUCCGACAUUUCCUUUGACCAAGCAAUCUCCCGUCUAUCCCAAGCAGUUAAAUUCCUCAACUUUUGGCUUAUAGAACAUGGUUUGUCCAUUUCAGCUAGUAAGAGUAACUCAGUAGUAUUUACUAGACGAAGGUUCUCCCCAGAUGUGCCUAUCCAUAUUGAUGACUCUCUUAUACCUUCUCAGACUCAAGUGAAAUUUUUAGGAGUAUUUCUAGACAGUAAAAUGACAGGUAUCCCACAUUUAUCCUAUGUAGCUGCUAAAUGUGAAAAAAAUUUAAAUGUCAUCCGAUCUCUAUCACGCUCCUGGCUCCCAUCCUUAUUCCCAAAAGCUUUUAUAUAA
Parnassius mnemosyne (clouded apollo) is the source of this 981-nucleotide messenger RNA. NCBI's taxonomy places the organism in Eukaryota, Metazoa, Arthropoda, Insecta, Lepidoptera, Papilionidae. The record is from the annotation of a GenBank genome assembly.